Messenger RNA from Colletotrichum phormii, 1066 nucleotides. Its product is annotated as cytidine deaminase-like protein. The transcript has a single exon. NCBI's taxonomy places the organism in Eukaryota, Fungi, Ascomycota, Sordariomycetes, Glomerellales, Glomerellaceae. Gene Ontology annotation, molecular function: catalytic activity. Bases 296 to 979 code for a protein of 227 amino acids. The record is from RefSeq and is a predicted model, not a curated record.
CCGCCAUCCCGCGCUACGGAAGCCUCCGAUGGUAGGAGGUCGGCGCCCACUCAAACACACAUUGAAGGUAAUUGGCUGACCUUAGAUAUACGCAUACGGAGAGCAUCUGGUGGGUUGCGAUAAGCGUCGCGGGGUUGAUACAAUCGCGGCUCCAUCCCAGUCCCAUAUCGGCAUCGACAAAUCUUCAACGGCCAACAAUUGAACUUUUACACCAGCAAUAAAUAUCUAUCUACAUCUACCCUGACUCCAUCACCACUCAAUACCUAAAACCUCAAAGAAGACAUCGCCACACACAAUGGCCACAGAACCCCCCCUCCCAACCCGCAACCCAAAAACCGUCCUCUCCUCCCUCCUAUCCCUCACAGAAACCCGCAUCGUACCCCUAACGGCCGCCGGCGUCUCCUCCGGCUCAAAACUCUUCGGCGCCGCAAUCCUCUCCUCCUCCUCCUCCUCCCUCCACCCCUACACAGUCUCCACAAACGACGAACGCACCUCCCCCCUCCUCCACGGCGAAAUAAACUGCAUCCAAACCUUCUUCACGCGCGACUUCCCCGACCCAGCCACCCGCCCCUCCCCACGCACCGACUGCGUCUUCUUCGCCACCCACGAGCCCUGCUCCCUCUGUCUAUCCGGGAUCGCGUGGUCCGGGUUCAGGGAGGUGUAUUACCUCUUCACCUACGAGGAUAGUCGCGAUUUAUUCGCGAUUCCGCAUGAUAUCAAUAUCUUGCAGCAGGUGUUUCGCGUACCGGCUGAGGGGGAGGGGGAGGCGGCGUUGGAGCGGCGGGAGUUGUAUAACCGCACCAAUACGUUCUUCACGGCAAGGAGUCUAGGGGAUUUGGUGGAGGAAAUUGAGGAUGAGGGGGAGAGGGCGCACUGGAGGGGUGAGAUGGAGCGUGUGAAGGUGCUGUAUAACGCGUUGAGUGAGACGUAUCAGGAGGGAAAGAAGGCUGGCGCGGAGAGUUCGAGUGUGUGGAAGUAGAGCGAGCGAACUGCAGGUUUAGAUGAUUCGUCAAUGGGGGGGGGGUGUUUGGUUUACGGAUACUGCUCGAUGCUUGAGUCCGCGUUU